AUGCCUCGCAAUGCCGGCGUAGCACCAUCCCUACGCAAGGGGCCCAAUUGGUCCUCCCACUUACGUCAGUUCAGCCGAAGCAGCCUCGAACCGCCCUCCGCAACAUCGUCCGUCGACUCACCUCGAUCCCCGGAUACCGUCUCUAGCGCCUCGACCAUUCGCGGCGACAACUCGUCCAGCUCCGUAAAGCAGCGUCGUCUCGAGCGGAGGUGCACCAUCGGCGUCAACGAAGGGUACUCGCGCGACGAGGUACUCCUGAGCCCGGAGGUGGUCAAGGGCGAUGUCAGACCCGGGAGCCUCGUGGCCAUCACGGUGAUCAAGACCGAGGGCGAUAAGACGGCGACAAAGGACCAUGCGACAACGCGCGGCGGGAACACUACGGGUAACGCCGGCGCGGGAGCGGGACAAGGCGAUGCGGCGCCCGAAGGGGUGACGCUGGGGAAGAAGUACUUUUGCGUCGCAAAGGAGAUGUCCAAGGAGCUCAAGAGCCGCCUACCCAACGUCGAUAUCUACGUCGUCAAGCACAUUGCAGACGCAUUUGGCAUGAAGAAGGGCACGCAAGUGCUCUUGACGCCGGUGGAUGCCGACAACCCCGCGACGGCGGCCUCGCACGUCGAGCUCUCGUUCAAGGACCAGUACCUCUCGCGAUCCGACAUUUGGCGGCUGGCCAUCGGCGAGCUGACGGAAAGGACGGUUUACAAGGGCCAGUCAAUAUUGUUUAUGGGCACGAUCAAGGCGCAGGUUACGGCGGUAUUUGUGGACGGGCGAAAGACGCACUCGGCCUUCUUCACGAGGAACACCAGGCCAAUUUUCCGGAGCGAGUCGGCGAGAUACGUGCUGUUCAUACAGAUGGCGAGGGAGAUGUGGGAUUUCGACUCGGAGGGAUCCGGCGAGAUUCUGUUCAACAAGGUAGUCAACGGCUUCCUGCCGGCGCUCUUCAAGAAAUGGGCCAAGCUCAAGGCGAAGCACCUCGUGAGCAUCGUGCUGUUUACGAGGGUCGAGUACGACACGGGCCUGACGACAGAGCUGGCGAGCAGCACGCUGCACGGAGAUUACUACACGGGCGUGCAAAUAUCGGGCGACCGCAGGCCGUACAAGGACUUUUACCGCGUGGUGGUCAGCGAGAUGGCGAGCGGGGAGUGGACGACGAUCCUAAACCAGCUGAAGCGCGAGUUCAACUUCUUCCGGCGAGACAUCAGCCUGCACCACCAAAAGGCCAACAGCGCCUUCGUGCCGCUGGCCGAGGAGAACGGCGGCAAAAGCAUCACGUCCAACCGCGUCAAGGCCGAGUCGUCGUUGGCCAUGUACGGCAACUUCCUCGAGGCCAUCAACCUCGCGUCGUCCCAGUUCGCGCACGACUAUGUCGACCGCGACCUCAUGCGGACGGGCAUCUCAAUUGUGGUCAUCAGCCCCGGGCCCGGCGUGUUUGAGGUCGAGUAUGAGUCUCUGCGCCGGACCACCGAGGCCCUCGUAGGAAACGGCAUCGGCAUCGACCUCAUCUGCGUGCCAAAGAUGCCGCUGCACUCCGUCCCGCUGUUCCGGUACCGCAACCCGCAGACGUCGGAGGGCUCGCACGGCCUGUCGAGAUCGAGGUCCGUACGCAGCCGCGAGAGCACGCCGAAGCAGCAGGCUACGCCCAUCAUCGGAAGCUACCAGUCGCUGUCCGAGUCGCUGUCCCCGACAAAGGGCCUCGAGCUCGCCCACCGCAUAGACAAGCUGGCGAACCCGCAGGACGAGUGGUCGUACGCGGUGCCCCAAUGGCUCCACGUCUCCUACUGGACUGGGACGUCCGAAGAAGCGCUGUCGUAUCAAGGCAUCGCCCUCUCGGUGUCCGAGGACAAGGAGGGCCAGCAGAGCGAGGACUUUGCAAUUCGCGCGAGGAUGUACGACCUGCAGAUGCGCAGCGUCCUCGAGACGAACGAGAUCGAGACGACCCCGCUGCAGGCUGACCCGCUGUUCCCCGUCACGACGACCGAAUCCAAGAGUUCGUUGCGGUCGCGGCUCAGCGGGACGGACGAGAUCGCCAUGAUACCCCAGAAGCGCCACCAGGACACGCUCGUGGACCACGUCUACGGGUUCCAAAAGUUCAUGCCCGACAGGCUCGUGAAGCCGGGUGAGAAGUCGCUGUGGAAGCAGCUGCAGGAGUACGACGAGACGAGGGCGAGGCUGCCCAGGUCGCGGCACCCCGCGCAGGCGAGGGCAUCGCGGGACCUGGAGGAGACGAUGAGGCGGCAGCUGAUGGAGGACGCGGGGCUGUUUGGGACGUCGCUGCCUGAGAAGAGGAUUGUGCCGAACCAGAGCCUCGCGGCCGUCACCGUGGGGCGCAAGUUGUCGGUCAAUAUUGCCGAUAGCGAAAAAGCAGAGAUUGUGGCCGCUGCAAGGAAGGCUGCGAAUCAUCCUCCCCCGAAGGCACCUUCAUCGUCGGCGGCCGGGGCGUCUAAUCAGACGUCUUCUUCCACCUCUUCCUCGACGACCCCUGAUUCUCACAGCGUGGUGGGCAAGAUGUCUGUAAACUCGCCGUCCAAGCCUCCCCGGUUCAUGCGGCAGAUUAGCCUCGGCCUGCGGGGCUUCGGCAUCGCGGCGCCAAAGGUGGUGGCGGCAGAAGCGAGCUUCGAGACGGUCAAGGCGUCGACGGAGCAGAGCGUGACGAGCCCUACGAUGCCGCUGGUCAUGUCGACGAGGCCACGACCAUCGUCGCCGCAAGUCAUUAAGCCGGCGACGUCGACGGCCAUGUCUUCGUUCUCGCCGCAGCUGUUCCGGUCGGAUUCGCGGGAUACCCUCAAGGAUCUGCCCUCGACGCCGAGUAUACCCAUCAACAUGAAGGCCUCCUCGCGGAGGGGCGAGAGCUCAAUCAGUCAGCAGCACAAGCACGGGACCGUUCUGCCGUCGUCCCUGGCGCGCAAGGACCAUUUCCGGGAGGACCCCGAUCAGAGGAAUUCUCACGUGUUUAGGGCAGAGGAGGACAAUCAGAAAAUGUUCAAUAGUAAGCUUCGCGCUGGUGCUAUGCCCGAGCUGCCCUCUACCUUGUCGCCGACCACGGCUAUCUCGCCUUGGCUCACGGUGCUGAACCCGUCGAACCCGGACAGGCACAAGGUGGAUGACACGGUGCUGUAUAGCCGGUGGCAGCAUGUAUUCCCCCGGACUUCGGAGAUGAAGGUCAUGAAGUGGAAGGCCCUCUGCUGUCCGGCCGCCGUGCCGCUCACAACCGAGUACUUUCCCUCAAAAUCACAGUUUGACACAGAGUAUCAGAGACAGCCGUAUGUUAUUGCGCAGAACGCCGACGACGAGCUCACAGAGGAGCCAAAGUCGAGAGAGGAGUUCUUUCGGGAGCUGAUCAGCCUCCGUUUCUCACAAGGGUUCCAAGUUGUCAUCGGCCCAUCCGUCGCCAAGGCAUUUGGGCAGAGGCUGCUUCGGAUCGCCGACAUCUUCUCCCGCGACCAGGCGAUGGAGGACGGCACGAGCAUCUUCCUUUCGGUGGGCAACACGAUCCACCAGCUCUCGUGCGUCAACGGCACGGAAGUAGAGGUGAACAUUUACAUACGCAAACCGGCCGAGUCGACGGCACGGAAGCCGGCAAUUCGCACGUUGAUGGAAAGCGGGUAUCAGACACAAGAGGUUGACAUCUCCACGCCGAAACCCGAGAGAAACUGGAACUACAUUGACUCGUACCUCGCCGGCCACCACGAUGAGAUGACGGAGAAUCUGAGAUUCUGGAGGACACGGUUCGUGCUUAUCCCGAUGGUGUCGCGGUCGUCGGCGGUGCCUAGGAACCAGGCCGGCGACAACGCCGAGGAGGUGCGUUUGGAGGGUAUUAGACGGUUGUCGCUGUCAUGGCAGAAGUACCGGUACAUCCCGCCAUUUGAGCGGAGAUAUCAGACCGCAAAAUCGAAGCGCGAUCCCAACCCCCUUGAUAUUGUGUACAAGACGGAGGACCCGUCCGUCGUCAUUGCGGCGGAGCUCGACAACUUACCGUUAGUGGAGGGCCUGGGGGAGAACCGCAAGGGACAGCUCAUCACGAGUCGCGAACACUUUCGCAAAUCCAACCUCAACCUCUCGGCGCUGGCGGAGGCGAUACAGCAGCCUGUCGAGAACGGCGGCGUCAAGCUGCAGAACCGGAGGUGGCAUCUGCGACUACACUACAACUGCUUCAUCGGCUCCGACAUGACGACGUGGCUCAUGGACAACUUUGAGGAUCUGGACAGCCGCGAGGAGGCGGAGCAGCUCGGCAACAUGCUCAUGGUCAAGACGUAUGACCGGCCGUCGGACGACAAAAAGGACCGCGGCGGGCUAUUUGAGCACGUUGAGCGCCGGCACGUCUUCAGGGACGGGCAGUACUUUUAUACCGUCGCCAGCGAGUACGCCAAGCCCCACCCGCCGAGUUGGUUCAACUCGCGCCGGGGUCGCGACGUCUCGGUGCCCUCGACGCCCAUGUCGGAAAACGUUCCUCGCGAUUCACCGCGGCCUGGCAUGAUUUCCCGGCCGACGUCCAUCAACGAGGAGAACUCACCCAUCUCGGGCGCCACAACCCCGACGGCGUACUCUGUCAUGUUCAACAGCAAGAAGAUGCCCAAGGUCGUCCUCAGCAAGGUCAUCAAGUACGACGUGGACCACCGGAAGCGGUCGUAUCGGCCCGAGCGCGUCGACUUGCACUACGACCGGCUACACAAUCCGGACAAUUGUUAUCACAUUCGCAUCGACUGGAUGAACGUCACGGCCAAGCUGAUCGAGGACGUGGUGGAGGGGUGGGCGCGGGAGGCGGCGACGUACGGCCUGCGGCUCGUCGAGGUGCCUAUCAAGGAGGCGUGCUCCAUCACGGAGGUGAACCCGUUUCGUAGGCCGUACCUCAUCAACCUGUCGGUGCCACCGCCGAGCCAGCAGCCGGUCACAUACUACGAACCAAACUCGUUCACGCCGCAGACGGCGCCGGGGAAGCACUUUUACCAAAAGGUGAUUAUGCGGAAAUUCGACUUUGUGCUCGACAUGGAGGCCGCAUCGAAUUUCCCCCGCGACGUGGAGGUCAGCUAUUCGUGGGGCAGGCCGGAUUUCAAGUAUUCGCAAUACAUUCACCGCCCGAUGGUGAAGCCCGUGUUCUACGGCGGGGGGUCGCCGGCGGUGAGGGCUGCGGACAUGAGGGCUAGCUCAAGCGCCUCUGGGGGAGGAGGAGGAGCUACGACAGCGACGAACACGACGGCCGCGGUGGACCCGAUUCCGAUCCUCAAGGAGCUCGAGGCGUUUUGCAGCGACAGGGCCGGUCUGGAGGCGUUUUACAAGGAGACGCUGGAGAGGGGACCGCCGCAGGCCAUGACGACGCCGGGUGCGAUGAGGCCUACCGUCGUGGGGCUUGAAGCGGUGCCGGAGGCGAGUAUACCGAUGCUGGGGCUGCCGGCGGGCGUUCUCGGGGAUUUGCACUCUGGCGGUGGGGGUGGCCUGGGUGGUUUUGGUGGCUUUGGUGGAGGUGGUCCGGAAGGGCUUCGGGGGCUUCAUAUCGGCGGGGGAAGUCCGAGCCCGGGGCCGAGGAGCUUGAUGAGUAGUCCUGCGGCGGGGAUGCAGUUUUUGAGGAGGGCUAGUGUGCAGGAUGGGCUUGGCUUGGGGGGUGGGGGGCCGCGGAGGGAGGUUAGGGAGAGGGAGAGGGAGUGA
Molecule: messenger RNA, 5637 nt
Organism: Colletotrichum orchidophilum
Lineage: Eukaryota; Fungi; Ascomycota; Sordariomycetes; Glomerellales; Glomerellaceae
Product: domain found in Dishevelled
Exons: 3
Coding region: 1-5637 (1878 amino acids)
Biological process (GO): negative regulation of TORC1 signaling; positive regulation of autophagy; intracellular signal transduction
Cellular component (GO): GATOR1 complex
Molecular function (GO): GTPase activator activity
Source: RefSeq, a predicted model, not a curated record